AUGUAUCCUCCACAGUAUAGAGAUGAUCAAGAUUCCUGUGAUGACUAUGGCGCAUCAGUGUGUUCCGAGCCAUCGUGUGCUCCAUCGGGAGCAUCAUAUGACCCCUGUCACUCUGUGAGCUCCAGCUCUGCGGUGGACUGCUCUGGUACAUCAUCGCAGCAAUACUGUCCCCCUGCUCAAAAGUACUGCCCUCCUGCUCAGAAGUACUGCCCUCCUGCACAAAAGUACUGCCCGCCUCAGCAGAAAUAUUGCCCUCCAGCCCAAAAGUACUGCCCUCCUGCUCAAAAGUACUGCCCGCCUCAGCAGAAAUAUUGCCCUCCAGCCCAAAAGUACUGCCCUCCUGCUCAAAAGUACUGCCCGCCUCAGCAGAAAUAUUGCCCUCCCGCCCAAAAGUACUGCCCUCCUGCUCAAAAGUACUGCCCUCCCGCCCAAAAGUACUGCCCUCCUGUACAAAAGUACUGCCCGCCUCAGCAGAAAUAUUGUCCUCCUGCCCAAAAGUACUGCCCUCCAGUCCCAAAAUGCUGCCCGCCUCAGCAAAAAUAUUGCCCUCCCGUCCAACGGUACUGCCCUCCCGUCCAACGGUACUGCCCUCCCGUCCAACAGUACUGCCCUCCAGCCCAGACAUGCUGCCCGCCGCCUCAGCAGACCUACACACCGGUUGGAGAGCCCGAGAUCUGCCAGAUACAACAAGUCUGCCAAGCGCCACCACAUCUUCUGAAGAAGUAG
This is a messenger RNA of Podarcis muralis (Common wall lizard), 726 nucleotides long. RefSeq lists its product as uncharacterized. Lineage: Eukaryota; Metazoa; Chordata; Lepidosauria; Squamata; Lacertidae. The record is from RefSeq and is a predicted model, not a curated record.